This is a messenger RNA of Girardinichthys multiradiatus, 4549 nucleotides long. It is a transcript of the gene npdc1b, whose product is annotated as neural proliferation, differentiation and control, 1b. The transcript has 9 exons. Gene Ontology annotation, cellular component: membrane. The coding region runs from base 254 to 1180 and encodes 308 amino acids. Lineage: Eukaryota; Metazoa; Chordata; Actinopteri; Cyprinodontiformes; Goodeidae. The record is from RefSeq and is a predicted model, not a curated record.
UUCCUUCGCUCCAGCUCAGUGGCAGCAGCGGCAGAAGAGUAGAGACAGAUCCUCCUGACCCGCUUCGUUUUGCUGUUGGUUCCUAUUGGUUAGUCCGGGUUCUCUCCCCUUAAGCGCGAGGGAAUGGAGGGAUGAUCAAGAUCGGUUCAUCACCGCAACAUCUUCCUUCUAUUUUUCCUCCUCUACCUCCGCCUUCUGUUCUCCUGUCGCUUGGUCUCCGCGCUCCGCAUCCACCGCUGGAGCUGUGGCCAGGAUGCGGACUCCGCUGCUCGGCCAGGCUGCGGUGUUUGCGGCCCUGUUGACCCUCUGUACCUGCCUGACAGGGUCUCACAUAUGUCCCCACAGUUUAGACUGUGCCCAGGCAGGACGACAUUUCUGUCGGCCAGGCAGCUCACACUGCGGGCCCUGCUUGCACCCUCUGGUGGAAAACAGUCAUGGCCGCUGUGUCGACAGGAGGAGACAUGCUCAUCAUUCUGCUCAGCCUGCUAAAGGUAAGGAGAGGACCUACCCUGAGCUAGAUGAGGAGAUUGACUUCCUGUCGGCCAUCAUCAGUGAGCAGAGAACUGAGUCCAGGAUGCCAGCCCCACCAUCCCAGUACUUUAAGUUAAAGAAGCUCAUCGAGCCAAGCUCGGUGCACAGAGGAUCCCCCACAGAGCAGCCCACCAGCCUGAGCAACCUACUCAACACUACAACUCCACCUUCCAGCACCAACCACACUCCUGGUCUGCUCGGCGACCCCCUUAUCAUCGCCUACCCCUCCAAUGACCACGUGUUCAUCAUUAUUAGCAGCGUGUUCAUCGCAGCGGGUUCACUGGCCUUGAUCAUAGCAGGAGUCUGUUGGAUCAGACUGCAGAAAGGUGUGCGACUAACUCAGAAGGUGGACUACCCUGCAUAUGGCAUGAUAAAAGCCCAAACCUUUGGCAACUUUCCUGGGGACAAGAAGCUGGCCCACAGUGCCCAGAUGUACCACUACCAGCACCAGAAGCAGCAGAUGCUUUCCCUGGAAAAAAGCAGGGAUGAGCCCAGGAUUCCUGACUCAGGAGCAUCAACGGAUGAGGAGAACGAGGAUGGAGAUUUCACUGUGUACGAGUGUCCUGGGUUGGCACCAACAGGAGAGAUGGAGGUGAAGAACCCGCUGUUUGACGACUCCAACCUUAACCUGCAGAGAUUCCACAAGUAAACCUGGACCUUCACAUGAUUUCCACUUCAACUGCAGCACCUGUGUGUACUGCUCCCUGAAUUUACAUACAUGUACACACUCAACGUGCACUGAUAUACUCAGUCCAGCCUAUCUGGAGAGCCGGACCGAAAUAGUGAGGUCCUGUACGGUGGAGGAGGAGGAGGAGGGAGGGAGGUACACAUGGAAAUGUUGGGUUCAUGUUUGCAGUGGUACUGAAUGCGAGUCUCGUGCUCUGCAGUCUUGUUCAGUUUCAUUUUCAGUUCAGCGGUAAAUCUGAGUUUGUUGGAUCUAGAUGGGGUGAAUUUGUGUUGAUCAGCUAGCAGACUGCAGUGCAAACGGUUUCUGGAGCCACUGGAUUACAGUAUUAAUCGUGAGUUGAUUUCUGGCUGUCCUCAUCUAUUCAUCAGUAAAUGCUCCUUUGUUCACUGAGUUCUAACUGCGAUCUUUGGUUUUAUUAUGACAUUUGGUUUUGAUUUUAAAAACAAGAGCAGUUUUAAUGUUUGAUGAGCACUCCUCCAUGCAGCACCCUCACCUGUAUCAGAAUGUUAUGUAGCCAGUGUGUUCUCAGUCUAGUUCCUCUAUGCAUGAAAUGAUGAUGCUAUGUAACAAACCCGAGUCAAUAUGCAGUUUGUACCUCAAACCUGCUGCUAAUAUUUAUCCUAUACAUAUACUGUAUGUAUAUAAAUGAUUUCAAAGUUAUUUGAAACGUCUCUAUCUGAGCUCUGAAACAGAGAGUCCUUCCUGUACUGAUGGGAUCUGGCUAACAUGGCUUGUCUCCAUGGUUUUGUGAUGUGUAAAAAGCAGCUGAUGCAAACGGGACAGCAUUGAUCCGAUCCGUUACUGGUUCCUUUGGCUUCCUGAAUGCCGGGACAAUCUGUCUGCUGUUGCUUUCUUUAUUUUCAGAGAUCUAUACAGGUGGUUAGAGCUCUGCCUACUAUCAGGGUCCAAACAUAUUUCCAUGAUAUUUCUAGCUGUUAUUUUAAGAUGGUGGAGGUGUUUUAUGUCAACGGGAGAAGCAGAAGGAGUCCAUACAGCUGUGGGACCUUUGUAAGAACUAGAGAUGCACCCAUCAGAUUUUUGUGGCCAAUUUCUAAUUUCAGUUCUACUCGAGCUUUAUCCUGCUUAUACCGAUUUUAGCUUACUCUGAUGUCUCUUUAAAAACUAUGAAAAGAUACACAUAAACAGCAAUAGACACAGAUAUUCUUUAGCCUUCCUGCAAAUUAAGGGUCAAAAAGGCAACAAUGGAAACAGUACAGCUCGUUCAUUUGUUCAUUUGCACUGGAGUUCAAAGUCUGACCAGCAGGUCUGUCACAGUCUCAGGCAAGAUGAUUGGCUGACAGAUAAAUAAAUACAUGAUGUGCUGAAUCCAUUUCACUUUUAACAUAAAAACAUUUACAUUUCAAUUAUUUAUUCCCACAAUUAUUCAUUUAAGUCAUUUAAACUGAAAUAACUCUAGAUUUUUUUUAAUUUAGUGUAUGCAUUUCUAUUUUAUUUAAAUGAUCACUUUUAUAAAUCUUUAUUUAAGAACCUAUUUAGUUACUGAAUUUUAUCACUUUUGGCCUACCGUGCCUGAUGUGAGCAGUCACUAAAUAUUUAGAUCAGCAGCAGAGAUGACAUCAGGCUUUAAGUGUGAGAGAGAAGAAGAUGUAAAAUUGGUUUUACUAUUUUAAAACUAUGACACUGCCUUUAGUGUCUUUUAUUCACAAAUAGAUCUGGAGACUGAGAAAACAUGACCGUGCUGAAAGCUAAACCUUGCCUCACUAACUGUUAACAGCCAUCUCUGUGUGUAUAUUCCAGGGGAUGUAGAUCAUUAUGUUAAAUGUGAAAUUUCCAAAAGGCUGCCAACAUUUCCAAAUCCAGAAUGUUACCUGACACAGAGGUUGGAAAGUCAAAGGAAAUAAAACAGUGAGACUUUAUUGUACUCUAUUCAGCCUUCCUGUUAUCUGCGGAAAGCUCUCUCUUGCAGCCUGGAUAGACCGCAGGCAUGUCUUGACACGAUAUAACAAUAACAGUUUACAUCUCUUUCUCAACAUCUUUUCUGAUUCAUUUUUGAACACCUCACUGAUACUGAAAGCUAACUCCUGUCAUCAAUCUCCAAGUAACAACAUUCACACCUAAGAGUGUGUUGUCAGUUUGACCUGGUAGCUUAGAUACGGUGUGUUUGCUGAUUAAAAAAAGAUCAAACUAUGAGCAUCUGAUCAACUGGUUCAGGCCACGCUAAGCUGAAAAUUGGCUGAUUCUGAUCACUGGCCAAUUUCUUGGUGCAUCUCUAGUAAAAACACAAAUGUCUUCAUCCUAUUGAGUCCUAACUGAGAAAAGGUUUUUAAAAUCCAAAUAGUCUUACUGCCACAAUUUUUAAAAACAAAAGUGAAUAUUCAAAACUGAGUUUAAACGGUCCAGAUUUAAAAAUUAUUGACCUCAGAAAUAUGCUUAUUAUGGCUGUGGAGGAAUGAAAUUCAACAUAACAUGAAGCUGAAAGUCAAACAUAUUGCAAUUUCAUUAUAAUCAAAACACAACACCAAAACAUCCCUUUUUUCUGACCUCUGUAUUAGUGACUGAGGACUCAACAAGCUGAUGACUGAGUGGAUGUUUUAUUUAAACAGUUAUAGUACAGGCAUUUAGAUAUAUUUAAUAUAGCUGUCUUGUUUAAGUGAUGUAUUUGAAUGGAACUAACUGUAUUUGUAAAGCUGCUAAGAGCACUGUUACCGCUGUCCACCUCAGAUCAAUGUUCUCUGCUUUUCCUUUGCUAAAGACAAGCUCCUCACCUGUGAGAGCUACAAUGUCUGAGCCUGGAUGUACACAGCUGCCUGUUUGUGGCUGUUCAGCAGCAGAGCUCAUAGAUUUUACUGCACCUCCAGGGUGGGCUUCAGGGACACUGGUGAGACAGGAAAGCUAUGCAGGAAGCUGGGAAUGAACUUCUCGCUUUGUCUCAUCAUCGGUGGACAUGUGAAGAAGCUUGUGUUCUGUCACCAGCCGGGACACUUCCCCAAAUAGGACAGGCAGCACAGAAACACCUCCAGCAGGCAAGGUUUCAGUGUUUAAAAGACUAUUUUAUCCAAACUGACAGAGCUUGUGGAACAAAAUGGACAAUUCCCGGGGCACGCAAAGCAAAGAUCAAAUUGUCAUAUUGUGUUUUUUAUGUUAAGAUGCUGUUUAUUCCCCCGUGCUUAAAAGCUAAACAUAAUCCUUGUUGUUUUUUUUGUCUUUUGGUUUUUUUCUUUCGGAUUGACAGAUCUGUGAAGGAACGUUAGAACAGGUAAAUAACUUUGAUAGAAACUGUCUUUGGCCUCAUAUGUUCCCACCUUGUUUAGCUUGCAUGUGCAUAUAUCAGAGCUGUAAUAAAAGAAAUAAAUAUUUAUAAGAUCUUAA